Molecule: messenger RNA, 1800 nt
Organism: Hippoglossus stenolepis (Pacific halibut)
Lineage: Eukaryota; Metazoa; Chordata; Actinopteri; Pleuronectiformes; Pleuronectidae
Gene: ca6
Product: carbonic anhydrase VI
Exons: 10
Coding region: 82-1704 (540 amino acids)
Molecular function (GO): carbonate dehydratase activity; zinc ion binding
Source: RefSeq, a predicted model, not a curated record
GAGGGAGCCUGUGAGAGGUGUCAGUGUCCUGUGAGAGGGAACUGAGACACCACAGCAGCAGCAGCAGCAGCAGCAGCAGCGAUGGAGUUUCUCUCUGCAUUCGUCUCCGCUGUUUUGGUCUGUGUUGUCAGUGCUGGGAUUCCUCACGAUGGAAUACACUGGACAUACACAGAAGGAGCUUUGGACCAGAUGCACUGGCCGACCAAGUACCCAGCGUGUGGAGGAAAGAAGCAGUCCCCCAUCGACAUCCAGCGGCGCAGCGUCACACACAACCCGGACAUGUUACAGCUGGAGCUGAAAGGGUAUGAUGAUCAGAGCGGGACUUUCCUCAUGUCCAACAACGGCCACUCAGUUCAAAUCGACCUGCCUCCCACCAUGGUGAUCACCAAAGGCCUCCCAGGAAAAUACACAGCCGUCCAGAUGCACCUGCACUGGGGCGGCUGGGACCUGGAAGCUAGCGGAGCCGAGCACACCAUAGAUGGAAUCCGUUACAUGGCAGAGCUCCAUGUUGUCCAUUACAACUCUGACAAGUACAAGAGCUUCAAAGAAGCCAGAGAUAAACCAGACGGGCUGGCAGUACUGGCCUUUUUCUAUGAUGACGGUCAUUUUGAGAACACUUACUACAGCGAUUUUAUCUCCAACCUGGCCAGAAUCAAGUACGCAGGCCAGACCAUGAACAUAUCGGAUAUUGACGUGCGCUCGAUGCUGCCUGAGAACAUCAACCAUUUCUUCAGAUACCAGGGCUCGCUCACCACUCCGCCCUGCUACGAGAGCAUCCUCUGGACUGUGUUUGAUACGCCCAUCACGCUUUCACAUAACCAGAUCAGGAAACUGGAGAGUACGCUGAUGGACAUGGACAACAAGACCUUGUGGAAUGACUACCGCAUCGCUCAGCCUCUCAACGACCGUGUGGUGCAGUCCUCUUUCCUCCCCCGCCUUGGAAAAGGAACAUUUUGUCGCCAAGAUGAGAUUGAGUCCAGGCUGCUGAAGAUCGAGGGUCUGAUAACCUCUCUUGGGAAGAACAUGCACUCAGGUGGACAAAACAACGCAAGGCCUACUAAAUAUGCAGAAACUCGUGCUCUGUUUCCUCUGGUGCUCAACUUCAAGGAGAAAAAUAUGGGUAGUUACGCUUUUGCUAGUCUCAGCCAGCCUAUGGACCUCCACGCCUUCACCGUCUGCAUGCACGUCCUGCCCCAGGUCGAGGGCAUCCACACCGUCCUCUCCUACUCCAGCAACGGCAACGAUAACGAGCUGAUGAUCUCCAUCGGUGAAGACAGAAACGCGAGAGAGGUGGGUCUCUGGAUCGGCAACGAGUUUGUCAACCUGCCACACAACGUCAAGUCCCACGAAUGGACCAACUACUGCAUCACCUGGUCGACCCACACGGGCGGGGCCCAGCUGUGGAUCAACGGCAUGGUGGGGGAGCAGCGUUACCUGAAAAGCUCUUACACCAUCAGCCCCGGUGGCGUGUUCAUCCUGGGCAAAGACCAGGAUGGAUUACUGGGCAUCUCAAACGCAGACGCCUUUGUGGGUAAGAUGACCGACGUCAACGUGUGGGACUACGUACUGACCACAGCAAAUAUCCGGGACCAGAUGUCGUGUGAGAGGAACAGCACGGUGGUGGGAAACGUGUUCAGCUGGGGAACCACCGAACUUAGUCUGUAUGGAGGGGUACAGCUGGAGAGUCAGUACAGAUGUUUCUGAACGCACUCAGCUGCUUCUGUUUGUAUGAGCUUUAACAUGUAUUAAACCAGAGUACUACCGCAGUACAUCUUUUCAUCAAUAAAGGCUUAACGGUGA